Molecule: messenger RNA, 3224 nt
Organism: Saimiri boliviensis boliviensis (Bolivian squirrel monkey)
Lineage: Eukaryota; Metazoa; Chordata; Mammalia; Primates; Cebidae
Gene: RXRB
Product: retinoid X receptor beta
Biological process (GO): regulation of DNA-templated transcription
Cellular component (GO): nucleus
Molecular function (GO): nuclear steroid receptor activity; zinc ion binding; sequence-specific DNA binding
Source: RefSeq, a predicted model, not a curated record
AGGUGAGGGAAUGGCCUGGAAAGGAUAGAAUGGAAAAACAGAGAAUUCUCACCGGCUCCGGGAUCCUCUCCUUUCCCGGUUUGCUUGGACGUGGCAGUCCCGCCUUUAGCUCCCGCGAGAACAGGAAGUUCCGUUCCACCUUCGCCCUAAUGCCUUUACCAAUAUGGCGGCACUCCAGUAGCGACGAAGCCAGUCUGCCCUGACGCGCGUGCGCGAGCAGGGAGGUUAUUUGAGGGGACGGUGGGCGAGGCGGGCUAACAGGCCGGAGGAGACCGCCUCCUCGGUUUCCAACUAGACGAGGGGGCGGGAACUCGCGCCGAGACUUCCGUCUGUACAAAGAUGGCUGCCACAUUGGCGCUGUCAUUUUGGUACAGAGCAGAACGACGAGCUUAAUUCGACCCAAUCCAGGCCAGAGUCUUUUUCUCAGGGGCUUCCUCGUGCUCAGCUAAUCCUCCGAUCAACUCUUGGGAAUCCCUGGCACCUCUUCGAUAUCCCUACUCUCAGCCAGGGAUCAUGUCUUGGGCCGCUCGCCCGCCCUUCCUCCCUCAGCGGCAUGCCGCAGGGCAGUGUGGGCCGGUGGGGGUGCGAAAAGAAAUGCAUUGUGGGGUCGCGUCCCGGUGGCGGCGGCGACGGCCCUGGCUGGAUCCCGCAGCAGCGGCGGCGGCGGCGGUGGCAGGCGGAGAACAACAAACCCCGGAACCGGAGCCGGGGGAGGCCGGACGGGACGGGAUGGGCGACAGCGGGCGGGACUCCCGAAGCCCAGACAGCUCCUCCCCAAAUCCCCUUCCCCAGGGAGUCCCUCCUGCUUCUCCUCCUGGGCCAACCCUACCCCCUUCAACAGCCCCAUCCCUUGGAGGCUCUGGGGCCCCACCCCCACCCCCGAUGCCACCACCCCCACUGGGCUCUCCCUUUCCAGUCAUCAGUUCUUCCAUGGGGUCCCCUGGUCUGCCCCCUCCAGCUCCCCCAGGAUUCUCCGGGCCUGUCAGCAGCCCCCAGAUUAACUCAACAGUGUCGCUCCCUGGGGGUGGGUCUGGCCCCCCUGAAGAUGUGAAGCCACCAGUAUUAGGGGUCCGGGGCCUGCACUGUCCACCCCCUCCAGGUGGCCCGGGGGCUGGCAAACGGCUAUGUGCAAUCUGCGGGGACAGAAGCUCAGGUAAACACUACGGGGUUUACAGCUGUGAGGGUUGCAAGGGCUUCUUCAAACGCACCAUCCGCAAGGACCUUACGUACUCUUGCCGGGACAACAAAGACUGCACAGUAGACAAGCGCCAACGGAACCGCUGUCAGUACUGCCGCUAUCAGAAGUGCCUGGCCACUGGCAUGAAGAGGGAGGCGGUACAGGAGGAGCGCCAGCGGGGAAAGGACAAGGAUGGGGAUGGGGAGGGGACUGGGGGAGCCCCUGAGGAGAUGCCUGUGGACAGGAUCCUGGAGGCAGAGCUUGCUGUGGAGCAGAAGAGUGACCAGGGCGUUGAGGGUCCUGGGGGAACCGGGGGUAGCGGCAGCAGCCCAAAUGACCCCGUGACUAACAUCUGUCAGGCAGCUGACAAACAGCUAUUCACGCUUGUUGAGUGGGCGAAGAGGAUCCCACACUUUUCCUCCUUGCCUCUGGAUGAUCAGGUCAUAUUGCUGCGGGCAGGCUGGAAUGAACUCCUCAUUGCUUCCUUCUCCCACCGAUCCAUUGAUGUUCGAGAUGGCAUCCUCCUUGCCACAGGUCUUCAUGUGCACCGCAACUCAGCCCAUUCAGCAGGAGUAGGAGCCAUCUUUGAUCGGUCCCUCUCCAGGGUGCUGACAGAGCUAGUGUCCAAAAUGCGUGACAUGAGGAUGGACAAGACAGAGCUUGGCUGCCUGAGGGCAAUCAUUCUGUUUAAUCCAGAUGCCAAGGGCCUCUCCAACCCUAGCGAGGUGGAGGUCCUGCGGGAGAAAGUGUAUGCGUCACUGGAGACCUACUGCAAACAGAAGUACCCUGAGCAGCAGGGACGGUUUGCCAAGCUGCUGCUACGUCUUCCUGCCCUCCGGUCCAUCGGCCUUAAGUGUCUAGAGCAUCUGUUUUUCUUCAAGCUCAUUGGUGACACCCCCAUCGACACUUUUCUUAUGGAGAUGCUUGAGGCUCCCCAUCAACUGGCCUGAGCUCAGACCCAGACAUGGUGCUUCUCACAUUGGAGGAGCACACAUCCAAGAGGGACUCCAAGCCCUGGGGCAGGGUGGGGGGGCCAUGUUCCCAGAAGCUUGAUGGGGUGAGAAGUACAGGGCAGAACCAAGAACAUAAGCCCUCCGAGGGAUCUGCUUGAUAUCCCAAGUUGGAAGGGACCCCAGAUCCCUGCGAGGACUGGUUGUCUCCCUUCAGUGGCCUUGAGUCUCUGAAUUUGUCGGGGUCUCCCAUGAUUUGGGGUGGUUUCUCACCCUCUGUCCUUCCCCCAGCACAAAGCACUGGCACUGCCCCUGGGACCUUGCUUCCUUCUCAUCUUGCCUCAUUUUUCUUCCCAUCUGAAGAGUGGAAAUGGGGAACUCCCCAAGAGAUGGAUAUUGGGGGGCAGGCCCCCCAAACUGAUAAACAUAAGUGUAGGGCCCUGACAGGCCUUCCUUUUCUCCAGCCUGGCAGAUAGGGGCCUUUCUGGGAGGAGGGGGGGGCCCUGUGACUGUCUCCUGUACAGAGUCUCCUUUUACACUUCACCUCCUUCAGUCAGACUGAAAUAUAAAAAAGGUGGUGGUGAUGGUGAAAGGGCUGGUGGAGAUGUAGGAACCGAUCUGCUACUUUUAACUUCCUCUGAGGAUAGAGACUUGCAGUUAGACUCAAAGAAGUACUGUACUUUCCCAGGUUGACUAAGAAAUGCCAGUGGUGGGGCUGGGUGUUUGGGAAAGGCAGGGCCCUAAAAUGGCCUGUCCCUAGGGCUCUCCAAGCACUAGCCUUCCCAGCUUUCCCCUCUCCCCAUCUCUUCCUGUCUGACUUGGGUAAGGGGCCUGGGCUGUGAGGACAGGGCCCCCGCAGGGGACGGUUUCGUGAGUGUAGUCCCGGAGGCCUUCCCUUCACCGCUCUCCUCAAGCCAUGGGCACAUAGCAUAGGCUGGGGACAUGGGAUCCUGGCCUGAGAAUUGAGGGGGGGUGGCCAGCCCGCAGAGGUGGGGUGCUGGGGCUGCAUGAUUUUUGCCCUGCGUCUCGUCUCUUUGGGGUUCCUUCCCCCUCUCAUACAUAAAAUCGCUUUCAAAUUAAAAUCGCUGUUUUCUGGA